This is a messenger RNA of Arabis nemorensis, 540 nucleotides long. The record is from the annotation of a GenBank genome assembly. Lineage: Eukaryota; Viridiplantae; Streptophyta; Magnoliopsida; Brassicales; Brassicaceae.
AUGAUGGAAAAGAUUCGGAAAUCGAGUUCUUUGCAGGUUAAUCUAAGCAAGCUCUUGACUAGUUUAACCAACGAUGUUAUAUGUAGAAUUGCUUUGGGAAGAAAAUACGGUGGUGAAACGGAUUUUAAGGAGUUAAUGGAGAGGUUCACGAGGCAGUUGGGUACGCUUAGUAUCGGGAGUUAUGUACCGUGGCUUGGGUGGAUUGAUUGGGUCAGCGGUUUGGAGGCUCGACUCAAGAAGACGGAAAAUGAUUUUGAUAAGCUCUUGGAGAGAGUUGUGCAGGAACAUGAAGCUGGAAAGUUCGAUAAGACCGAUUUUGUUGAUGUAUUACUCGGCGUUCAGAAAGAGAAGAGCAUCGGGUUUGAGGUCGACAGGUUAAGCAUAAAAGCAAUCGUCUUGGAUGUUUUUGUGGGUGGUACAGACGCAUCCUCCACGCUUUUGGAAUGGGAAAUGACAGAGCUUCUAAGUCACCCAGAGUGUCUAAAAACACUUCAAGACGAAGUCCAUACAUUCUGUAAGGGCAGAUCAAGUGUAACAUAG